AUGUAUCGGAAGUUGUCUAAGUUAGAACACUCGGAAAUAAAACAACUUCUUACAGAAGCUAAUAUAGAUGUUGCAAAGCAUUACGCAACAAACAAAAAAGCACUCGCUGACUUCAUUAAAGACUAUAAUGGUGCAAUAA
Trichomonas vaginalis G3 is the source of this 139-nucleotide messenger RNA. Its product is annotated as organellar and viral DNA polymerase type B. The annotation marks the transcript as partial. The record is from RefSeq and is a predicted model, not a curated record. NCBI's taxonomy places the organism in Eukaryota, Parabasalia, Trichomonadida, Trichomonadidae. The transcript has a single exon.